CAGGAGCUCUGCCUUUGCAUUAUAGUAGGAAGAAAGAAAUACAAGACGGAUGACCCAUCGGAGAAGAUUCGGGUUCAAUACUCAUACAUCAGUCCGAGGAAGAAGAGAGAAAUAAUACAACAGUACAUGAAAAUCCCAGUGCUCAGUCCCUCGUAGCCUCACUAAAGCACCUGACAUCCUCUCGAAUUAGCCCCGUCAAAGCAAUGGCUGAUAACUCUUUCUGCUCGAAAAUUCUUCUGUUCCGCUCCUUUCACAAGUUCCACAGUAUGUAUGCCGCCAAUGUGAUCUCCUCCUUGAUUGCCUUUUUUGGUCGGUUGGCUGAGCAUAAUCUGUCCCAGCAUUCACCAAUGGACUGUGCCGCGGCAGCGGCAUCACACAGCGCAACAUUGGACUGCCGGAGAGGAGAGACAUGGUAGCUUGCAUCUUUUUAAUGCAUUUUUACUCUACUUCAUAAUCUGUCCUAAAAUUUCUAUGUGUACGAGGGAGUAGACAGCAAUAAAACAAAGUCCACUCAAAAAAUAAGCAAUAAAUAAAAAAACAAAUGGAACGUUACCAACGCAACCAGACGGACCAGGAAAUCAAAGUGCUUUAUGGUGGAAAUCGAGCGUUACUGAACUCAUCAAUCGUAGCAUAAAUUCGCCGUGCCACACCGUACCGCUUUCCGGCGUCGAUCUUCUUCCAAGGAGCACACAAGCAUACCGCCCCCUGCAGCCCGCAACGCGCGCGCCGCCCGGUCAACCUCGGCGACCGCUCCGCGCUCCCCCACGUUCUCCCUCCCUCCCCACUACUCCCACUACGCCAGCCUGCACCUGACGCCCCAGCCUUUCGCCUACAUAGCCGCCCCGCCACUCUCCUGGCGACGUGACGCCCCACGCAGCCCGCCGCCCCGUCUCUGCUCUUGUUUCCACGUAUAGGCCGGAGUUCGGAGCGAUCGCCAUGGGGCUUCAACUCGAGGAGUGCCGCGGCGACGACGACGACGCGCGCCGCGACGGAGGCGAGAAGGAGGAGCCCGCAGCAGCAGGGUACCGGACCCCGAGGCGCGCCGCGCGGGACACCGGAGCGGGGACGGUCGGGGCGUGCCCGCCCGCGCCGAGGAAGCGGAUGACCACGGUGGCGGCGGCGCCGUCGGUCGUCGCACGGCGGAGGGAGUUCUACGCCGGGGCCGACCUGGAGGCCUUCUUUGCAGCACACGACCUCUAGAGAAAUCUCACUCGAGUUCACUGGACGCAGCAGUACAUGGUGCUCUUGCUGCAAUGGAUACGCCGAUGUAUAUACAGUCUAUCAUGUAUAGCUAGCUGUUUAUUUAGUAGCAUGUGGCACCGAGUUCUUGUGUUCAGCCGAAUGCCACAAAUGCUGGGAUCGUUCGUACGUUUUCUUCAUUUGUGUGAAGUUUAAUUACUCUAGUACGUUACUUAUUUGGUCUGGAAUAAGGUAUAUGGUUAGCUGUGUUAGUACUGUUGUUUACACCAUUUGGUCUGAAAGGCCACUGGAGCGCGCGGAUGUAUAGAUUGAUAGUCUGGCCGGGUUGCAUGAUUGAUUUUUCUUUUGAGGGGAGCAUGAUUGAUUUGUUGAUUUUGAAUCUUUGAUCUGCCUCGUCGUACUUGGUUUUUCUCGAGACCUCCUAGUUGACCCCAGUAGGAAGACCUUCUAUACUUCGCUUCACGCGCCGCUUUGUCUUUAAAUAUAGCGCCGGAAGCCGCUGGUAUAGGCCGGCUCAUCUAAAUCCCUCGCUACAGUUUCCUCUCCUACUAGUACCAGUAGAAUGCCCGGGCGUUGCCACGGGUUUUAAAAAUAUUUUGCUGAAAUUGUAUAAACAUAAUGCAUAUUAAAUUUCACAUGUAGAGAAAAAAUAGCAUGUGCAUAAUCGGGUAAUAAUUGAAAUCCACUUGGCUUGCAAUGUAAAUUGCUAAAAAAAAAGGUAAUUUGACGAUGUAACCAUAUAGAGCGAUUGAUGAUCCAACUAAAAUGUUACAAAUUAAGAUCUACUUGAUGCGUUUAAUAAACUGUCGCAUAAUAUCAGAAAUGUUGUUUUUAGCUCCAUUCACAAAUAUUUGAGCAGGUAUAAUAGAAACUCCUUCAACAACUCAUACUCAUUCUACACAAGCAAUAUACGUAAUUAGUACGAAUACUUCAAGUCAAAGAUUUUUUUAAGAGAUAUCAACGCUUGCAUAUCAUUAUGUUUAUAUAAACUCGAUGAAUUUAUGACCCCUUUCAGCGACGUCCCCUUGAAAUCCUUGUCGAUGGUUUCUUUUUGAACAUCGCCAAAUCGAUCUCUCUCUCUCUCUCUCUCUCUCUCAUAUUUUGAAAAAAUAAUCAUAUGAAAAUACACCCUUUUUGUUAUCAUGUAUAAUAAUUAUACAAAGAAGGAUUAGUUGUGUGCAUCCUUCUCGUGGUGUUUCAGUCUAGUAUAUCAUCGCUACGUCAGUGCAUAUUUCAGUUAAUAUGUUCAAAACAUCAUCCGGAUCGAUCGCUUCUUAUUUUUGAUAGACAAAAGUGAAACAUAUAAAAUAUAACUGAUAUUUUAUACUGCAUUAUAUAAACAUACUCCGGAAUUUUUUUUUCGAGCUAUACCGUCCAAAAUUAUUUGUCAGAGAAAUGGAUAUUUGCAAAAAAAAGACUGUUUUUCUUCACAUACAGUAACCUUUAGAGCAUCCACAGUGUGGUCUUUUUCCGCCUCUAAGCUUGCCUCUAAGGUCUGGGAGGCUGACGCUAUACAUUGCAGUCCUCGCCUCUAACACAAAAAUCGUUGGCGUCGCCUCUAAGGUAAGAGGCAGCCUCCAUUCACUUAAAAAAUUCAAAAGAAUCAACUCUUUGUAUGGCUGGGUUCUUUCACACUUGUGAACAGCUCUAAAGUCAUGGAGGAAUUACUUGUUUACUUGUUGACUGUGUCCCAGCUUAGAGGCACUAGAAGAUGCUAUACACUACGUCAUUUUCAGCUGAGCUUAGAGGCUUCGUGUGGGUCCCGGCUUAGAGGCAACGCCGCCUCCAACACACUGCUGAUGCCCUUACCCGCCCUGCAUCCUUAUACUCACCACCGCACUGCCAGUCUCUCCCCGUCAUAGCCGCACACCCGCUCAUCACCCCGCCAUGUCCCUUCCAUCGAUGGUGUCGCGCACAUUCUCCUCUCCCCGCAACUGCGUCCCCGGUCGGCUUCUCUGCCGACAACCUCUCGCGUCGCCGCAUCGACACUGAGUCCGCGCUCCCCUCGGUCGGGCAUCCUGGUCAGCCUGAUUCGGCUGGUCGGCGCAGAAGGGCUCGCCGCUGGCGGCGGCCGCCGGCGACCUGCUCCCAGGGCUCUCGUCGUCGACAUCGGUACAACGACGUGGCUCGUCACGACGGCAGCGGCUUCACGUGCAGGCGUCCUCGUCGUGGCGGCCGCCCUACCUAAGGUACUCCGCUCCUCCAUCUUCGCUGCCUACGGCCUUCCCCGGCAUAUCCGAGGGAGGAUGUGCUCCCCUUCCUCCACCCCGACUCCCCGAGCUCCUCCCUCAGUGUGCAGUGAUUUGCUAACCACUGUUGUGCUGCGAGGAGGAGAGACGGCGCCCUCAUCGUCGACAUCCCAAUUUUCUGUCUCUUGUUCUCUUCUUCCACAGGUUGCGGUAGCAGCAGAACUAGGAGGUGCCUUAGGUGGCAUGGUUAGGCAGCUGUCAGUUGGUCAGUUUGAAAAUGAAGGAAGAAGGGUUAUCUAUGGCAUUCCUGACAACGCAUGGGCAGCUAGAAAAUUACUGGAACGGCAAUUGUCUAUUAAUAGUGUGCCCAGAAAGAUAAAUCAGCUUGCAAGGCUCUGGAUUAUAUAUCCACUUUCACCAAUUGCUUGAGGGUAUGGUCAGUUGGAGAAAACAUUACCACGACUAAAAAGAUCUGUUUUUCCAGGAGUAAGAAGUCAGUUGGAGUGAGAAGUGAGACAGGUACCAUGAGCUCAAAUGAUUCAUUCCCCAAGCUGGUAAAGGAAAAAACUUGAAAAAGAUCAUCUCAACAAGGUAUGCAAGUAAUUUCGUUUGGGGGUUUGAAUUGCCACAUCUUGGGUUUUGUUUUCAGUCCAUUCUAUAUUCUAGGGAGAAACUUCAUCUCAUUUCUUAGACCAAAUAAUAUUUAACAACAGGAUCAGGUUUCGUGUAAACUAAUUUGCAAUGUUUAUUCUAUUUUGUGCAUGACAAGGGGCAAGUAGAACCUUUUUUGUAUCCACUUAGCAAGAUUACAGUAACAAGCAGAAAGGGAAUCAAGUAUCUUCAACAAGCAAUUUAAAAGUGAAAGUAAGAUAAACAACUUACUGAUCCACAUAGAAGUUUGAUUUGCCGCAUGGCAAUGAUCCGCUAUGUUCCUGCAGUAAUGUGUGUAUGACAACAAAAUAAGAGUGUAUCUUGGCAUAGAAUGUACUGAAAUUAAAUCUACCUUUCCUCCAAACUCCUAAGCACAUAACUCUGCCAAUGUAUAUGUCCAACUUCUAAGCAAAUUAAGAACAAGGUGCACACAAACAGCAGCAAAAUUGCAUGCAUACCUCAAGCAUGUAGAUGACGGUCUUGAUACCCUGGUGCGGAUGGUCAGGAAACCCAGCCAGAGAAGAAAUGUUAAAUGCAAGCAGCAAAUUAGAAUAAGGGAGGAAAAUGAUUAACAUUUAUCACUAGAAUUACAUCUGAAGCAAACCAACAGAGACCAAACACCCCCUCACCUGAGUACUCAUAUAGGGCCAGGAAUGUAUUGAAGUACCUAUCCGUACAAUCAAUGUCAAUAACCAAACCAAAGCAAUGACGGCUAAAAACACAGUGGGGUGAUGGAACGCGUCCCCUCACCUCUCGAUGUUACGGCGGACGAUGACAACUCCCAUGUUAGCCGCAGAACAAUAUAUAUACAUAGAUUUGCAGGCUGUUGCUCGACAGGUUCCGAAGUUGCACAAUAUUAUGUCCUCCUAUACCUAUAAAAAGUUAUGUCAUGCUACACACUUGAGGAUUACAAAGAUUUAUGUCUACAUCACAUGAUCCUUGAAUAUACACCCUAGAUUGGUCAAGUAUGCACAGUGGAAGAUUUGUCCUGAAAAAAAAGGAGUAGGAAGAAAUCCUAUACACACAACUUCAGAAAUCAGUUGCUCUUGUUUCAAGUUUUCUAUAGAGGAGGUUCUUGUAAUAGGUAAACAUUUACAUCUCUGAACUCGUCAUUACAAAAUAUCAUUGUAAGUACAUCCUUCAGGUCAGCUAACAGAUCCGCGCUGUGGAGAAAAGGAUCUUCACAUCAGCAUGUACACUCACUUAUCCAUUAUAAUUCGAUAGAGUAUAUGAGAUACUCCCUCCGUCCUUGAAAGAGUCAACUUUUUUAUGUUUGACCGUUUUAUACAAUAAUAAACCAACAUUUAUGCCAUCAAAUUAGUAGACUUUGAUUCACCAUAAAAUAUAUUUUCAUCGUAUACCUAUUUGGUUUCACAAACAUUGGUACAUUUUUGCACAAACUCAGUCAAACUUUAAGAUAGUUUGACCCUCCAACAAAGUUGGAAUUACACUUUCUUAAGAACGGACGGAGUAACUUGAACAUCUCUAGAAACCAGUGUGAAAAAAAUAUAACAAGCAAAUCGCAUUACAAUACUAUUAGGUGUGAAUUUUCAUAUGCACAUUCCUAGACACUACAAACUUGAUCAGAGUCGAGAGCAAGGAAAUGCAUAUCACAGUUGCAAUGACCGCUAGGAGAAGCCUUUCCACAUCCGCAUGUUGAGAGACUUGAGCUAUUAAUUUUGCAGGCACUCCUCACAAGCACAUGCAUGUUAUGUUAGCAGAGUAGAAGAGCCAUCAUCUUAAGUGAGGGUAUACAUUAUCAUUUUGGUAUGAUCGAAUGGAAUGAAAUUGAUGUUCCAGGUAAGGGAAAUACCUGCUCAUGUCGUCCCCUGGUCCACUCAUCCAAAGCAUCCUGCAGUGCUCAUGUAUAAUGGUUUAAGAAAUAAAGUAUAUAUGCUCAAAGGGCAAGAUUUAUAUCUAACAAAUAGUUGAUGCUUACAAUUAGCCUAGUGGUCUCCUCCAAUACAUAUUGGCUGUUUGAGCGUCGGGAAAGGUCAGGAGGUCCAGGCAGGUCAAAGCGAUGGCCACCUUCUACUUCGGCAUUGGAACCCCCUCUCGAUGGCCACCUUCGACUUUGGCAUUGCGAACCCCCUCUCGGUGGCCCUUUCCACGACAUCAUCUGACGUUUAGCUGACCGAGAGGAACUAUACACAUACAUUUAGGUAGGAAAUCUAGCAACAUCAGAGUAGACUUGUCGACAUGUAUGAUGAAGGAUAAAGAAUGCACUAACAUUCAGAUUGUUUUGAUGCUAUCUUGACUGACCACAUAUAUUGACAGCAUGGAUAUUCUGGUUUCUGAAAUC
Molecule: messenger RNA, 6342 nt
Organism: Triticum dicoccoides
Lineage: Eukaryota; Viridiplantae; Streptophyta; Magnoliopsida; Poales; Poaceae
Exons: 5
Coding region: 937-1200 (87 amino acids)
Source: RefSeq, a predicted model, not a curated record